GCCCCGCGACAGGUCGUCGCGCCUGCGCGCUGUGGGCGGCGGGCAACGCAGAGUGCGAGGCUCUUUUGUUCGGCUGAGGGGAGGGCCACUGGCCGGGGCCUGCGGUACGCCGCUUCAGUUUGGCGGUCGACGGCGGCCACCCGCCUAGCUGCUCUCCCGGGCGCCACUCCCCCGGCCAGCCGGACGCGACGCGCCAGCAGCGCGGCACCGAUUCUUCUCGGACUCCUGGGCGCUGCGCUGAGCAGCGUCACCCUUCACACCAGAAAGCUGGCGGGCACCAUGGGGAAGAAACAAAACAAGAAGAAAGUGGAGGAGGUGCUGGAGGAGGAGGAGGAGGAGUACGUGGUGGAGAAGGUGCUGGACCGCCGGGUGGUGAAGGGCAAAGUGGAGUACCUGCUCAAGUGGAAGGGCUUCUCCGAUGAGGACAACACGUGGGAGCCCGAGGAGAACCUGGACUGCCCCGACCUCAUCGCCGAGUUCCUGCAGUCGCAGAAAACGGCACACGAGACAGACAAAUCAGAGGGAGGCAAGCGCAAGGCCGACUCUGACUCGGAAGACAAGGGAGAGGAAAGCAAACCAAAGAAGAAGAAGGAAGAGUCGGAGAAGCCACGAGGCUUUGCCCGAGGUUUGGAGCCAGAGCGAAUUAUUGGUGCCACGGACUCCAGCGGAGAGCUCAUGUUCCUCAUGAAAUGGAAGAACUCCGAUGAGGCCGACCUGGUCCCUGCCAAGGAGGCGAACGUCAAGUGCCCACAGGUUGUCAUCUCCUUCUACGAGGAGCGGCUGACGUGGCACUCCUACCCCUCGGAGGAUGACGACAAAAAAGACGACAAGAACUAAACCUUGGGGACCAGCCCGUCGCCUCCGGCUGGGUCUCCAGGGGGAAGGAAGGCACUCUGCUUGUCCAGAUACCGCACAGGUGGCUUGGGAAGAUGUCCUUUGAAGAGCCAGUAUCGUUUCCAUGCCUGCUGCAGCCCGGGUGCUGACCAGCCGCUCCAGCUGUGCGGGCGCACCCGCCCAGGCAGGGCGGCGGUCACUGCGGCCACUCUGUGCUUUGCUGGCCGGCAAAGGGCCUUCUGUGAAGGACAGAACUUGCAGGAGCGGGUGCGUGGGAGCAGAAAGAUACUGUCGUCUUCAAAGAGCAUCUCCGCAACCCACAGCCUUCUUCCCGAUAGUGUUCACGCCACAUUUUUACAGCGUAGCAUGUGUGUAGUUUUCGGCUAUUCCUGGUGUAUUAUUUGGGGGGGCGGGCGGGAGGGAGUCGGGAGGGCUGUUCUGAUGACAGUGUGGGCCCUGAGUAGGGAAGUGGUGAACAGUGGACAGAACAACUUAAUGAUUUGGUUCUAUGUUCAGAAUAUUUUACCUUCUCAAAAACUGUCAUUGGCACCCUAAAUGGGGACUGAGAGAGACUGGUUAGAAGCUGUGAAUGCCCGAAACCCCCCAGCCCAGGGUCCCGGUGGGGCCUGAGCGCUGUCCCCAAGGACUGAGCGGCUCCUAAGUUACCAAAGCAGCCAUUGUGGAGACGGAGACAGACUGAGGCGGGAACCCCGGGGCGCAUCCCCAGGCAGACCCUCCCGUCUCAGCGGUGCUAAUUCUUCGGUUAGACGAGAGGCCCUUUCUCUCCCACCAGGAAGUUAGGACAGGACAGCUGCUUGUCCAUCCACGCCACGGCGGAAGUGCUAGGGGAGGGCUGAGGAGGGGAGCAGAGCUGGGGACAGUGUGGCCCAGAUUCUUAGGGUAGAGAUUUGGGGCCUUGGGAUUUUGAGCUUGGAGUUCUGAAAUCAUUAGUGACAAGAGUUCAGUCACUGACAGCACAAACUUCAUUGUGUCCGUUCAAAGGUGGAGCGAUUUCAGAAGCCCUGGUCUCAGGAGAUUACCUUUCACAUUGGAGCAGUGGUUCAGUUUAAAACACAAAGCCAAUUUUCGGGGGGGAAAAAAACUUGAGCGUUAACACUGCUACCCAAAAUGCUCUGCCUUCAAUUAUGAGAUCCAGCAGUUCUUGACAUUGUCUUGAGCUACAUUGUAAAGUCUUUUUAGGCAUGUGUUAGAUUUCUGUGAAAUUUUUCUUUAAAUGUAAACUUCAUACUACACUGUCAGUUUUUGUCGUAAUAAAAGUAUAGAUUUAUAAUCCGA
Molecule: messenger RNA, 2130 nt
Organism: Chinchilla lanigera (long-tailed chinchilla)
Lineage: Eukaryota; Metazoa; Chordata; Mammalia; Rodentia; Chinchillidae
Gene: Cbx1
Product: chromobox homolog 1
Exons: 5
Coding region: 280-837 (185 amino acids)
Biological process (GO): negative regulation of transcription by RNA polymerase II; chromatin organization
Cellular component (GO): nucleus; pericentric heterochromatin
Molecular function (GO): chromatin binding
Source: RefSeq, a predicted model, not a curated record